AUGAUGGGUGAACAUGAUGACCAGCAAUCAAAAUACCUAGAAUGGGUCAAGGAGUAUAUACGAGACAAUGCAUUUGAACCUCGUCGAUGGACUGCUCCUGGACAGCGUUCUAUACAUCUUUCACCUUGUGACCAUGGAGUGGAUACUCUGGAGGUGCCUUUGGAUAGUCAAUUCCACACUGAAGACACAAAAGUAGUAGUUGGGAAGUGCUGUGAUAGAGGUCAUCGGUGGAUAGGCUCAAAAACCAUAUCUGAUUGUGUUGAAGCCCUCAUAGGAGCUUACUAUGUUGGUGGUGGAUUGGUUGCUGCCCUUCGAUUGAUGAAAUGGCUUGGUAUGGAUGCUGAGCUUGAGCCCACAGUAGUGGAUGAAGCUAUAAAAAGUGCAUCACUCCACUCUUACAUCACAAAAGCUAAAGAGAUCGAAACUCUGGAGUCAAAGCUUGGGUACACAUUCUGUGUUAAGGGACUCUUACUGGAGGCCAUAACACAUGCAUCUGAACAAGAGUUAGGGAUCGAUUACUGUUACCAGAGGCUUGAAUUUCUUGGGGACUCUGUGUUGGAUAUUCUUAUCACAUGGUAUCUUUACCAAAGCCACACCGAUAUUGAUCCAGGGGAAUUGACAGACUUGCGUUCAGCCUCUGUUAAUAAUGAUAGUUUUGCUCAUGCCGCUGUGAAACAAAACCUUCAUCAUCAUCUCCAACACUGCUCUGGCAUUCUUCUAAGUCAAAUAACAGACUUUGCAAAGUCUGUUUCUGGUUCUUGCAGCACCAGGAAAUCACUUCAAAACACAAAAGGUCCUAAGGCGCUUGGAGACAUUGUGGAAAGUAUUGCAGGGGCGAUUCUAAUUGAUACAAAGCUUAAUCUGGAUGAAGUGUGGAGGAUCUUUUGUACUCUGUUGUCGCCCAUUGUGACCCCCGAUAACCUUGAACUGCCUCCGCUACGUGAACUGAUAGAGUUAUGUGAUUCUCUUGGUUACUUCAUAAAAGAAACUUGUACACUGAAGGGCGAUAUAGUGCAUGCUGAGCUUAGAUUACAGCUGGAAAAUGUCCUGUUGGUUGGAGAGGGAUUUGGGCAGAGUAGAAAAGCUGCAAAAGGGCAGGCAGCUCUUCAUCUGCUAAAGGACUUGGAGAGUAGAGGAAUUUCAUACUCAAAGAGGAGAAAACACGACCUGGACAAUGUUUGUGUUUCUUCUUCCCCAUGCUCUGGUAAUCAUAUUAGCAUCCAAAAGUUUGAUCAAGAAUCUUCUGAGCCAAUAGCCCUUAAAAAGCAGAAGACAUCUCAGUUGCACCUAGAGUCAACUAAAGGUCCUCCUUUCAACAAUGAUUGUUCUAAGGAAGUUGGUAGUUCCAAUAAACUUGGCAUCCCUGUUCUUCCUUCCAUCAACAUGAAAAAAGGAGGACCUCGAACCUCACUAUAUGACCUCUGCAAGCGACUGCAGUGGCCAAUGCCUACGUUUGAAUCAACGGAGCAUAAAUCAAGAUCUCCCAUUGAAUUUGGUGAGGGCUUUGAAAGAAGGAAAGGAUUCAAUAGUUAUGUAUCUCGAAUCACAUUGACCAUUCCCGACUUUGGGGUUCUAGAACUCACAGGAGAUCAAAGGGCUGAUAAGAAGAGUUCAUUUGACUCUGCUGCACUUCUGAUGCUUUUUGAGCUCAAACGACAAGGAAAGCUGAUCAUCGGAGAGACAUGAUGUAGUUGCAAACUACUGUUCCCAUGGUGAAUUGAUAGAAAACGGGAGUACUUUCUUCUAUUCUCCAGUCUGGCCUUUUUAAAAAAGAAAAAGCCAUUUCUUCAUAUGGAGCAAUUAGGAAACUCAGGCUGCUCAGGUAGGCACAAGUAAUAUAUCAUGUAGUGAUAAUAUGAAGUUUUAUUUAUCAACCUCUCUUAAAUGUUCAUAUAUAUUGAACAUAUCAACUCAAAAAAUCUGCAGAAGGAAGAGAAAAAGUUGGACAAGUUCAGAAGAGGGAAGAAUGUGAAACUGACCUACAGUCAAGUAUAAAAAAUUAGUCUCUAAUAGAUUCUCUAUUUGUACAACAAAUAAAAAUUUUAAUUUGAUUCGCCAUAAUAGAAAAGUUAAACUCACUCUCCAGUGUAUUGUUAUUGAAUGAAAAUAUGACACAGGGCCUUUUAAUUAAAUGAUAUUCAC
Molecule: messenger RNA, 2142 nt
Organism: Ilex paraguariensis (yerba mate)
Lineage: Eukaryota; Viridiplantae; Streptophyta; Magnoliopsida; Aquifoliales; Aquifoliaceae
Source: the annotation of a GenBank genome assembly